AUGUCGGACACCGGGGUAAUAACUCAAGAACCCACAGACUUCAAACAUCUUCCAAAUAGAAGUCCAUCUACAACUAUUGAUCGCAGUACAAUGACGAAUGAACCGUUCCAUCCCAACUCUCUUCCGGUAGCCAAGUCACCACGAAUAUAUCGCAAGAAAAAGUAUUUCAUGCAACUUCCAAGAAAGGCGUUUCAAGAGGACAAACCAACGACUUCGAAAAAGGAAAGAACAGUCCCAAUAACUGUCUGUAUAGUCGCGGAGAAGUCAGAUUGUUUGUUCUCGACAGAGAUGCUAUCUGAUAGUACUAAUUAA
Messenger RNA from Entamoeba invadens IP1, 312 nucleotides. RefSeq lists its product as hypothetical. The coding region runs from base 1 to 312 and encodes 103 amino acids. The record is from RefSeq and is a predicted model, not a curated record. Lineage: Eukaryota; Evosea; Mastigamoebida; Endamoebidae. The transcript has a single exon.